Messenger RNA from Glycine soja, 5022 nucleotides. Its product is annotated as ABC transporter G family member 36-like. The record is from RefSeq and is a predicted model, not a curated record. NCBI's taxonomy places the organism in Eukaryota, Viridiplantae, Streptophyta, Magnoliopsida, Fabales, Fabaceae. Gene Ontology annotation, cellular component: membrane. The transcript has 23 exons. Gene Ontology annotation, molecular function: ATP binding; ATP hydrolysis activity; ABC-type transporter activity. The coding region runs from base 268 to 4716 and encodes 1482 amino acids.
UAUAUUAAGAGAAGAAUAUAUAUAUAUAUAUAUAUAGUUGUUUGUAACACCCUUACACCAAUAUAUUCGUUUCCUUAUCUCCUAGAACUGAGACUCAGUUCUGGUCAGUUGGCCAAUAUCUCGGAAUCACUCUGAUGAAGUGACAAUAGAAAACAAACAAACAAAGAGGGAGAAGAAUCAUACACGUAAAAGAAGAGUUAAACCUCCUUCAGUUGAGUAGAGGAUUCUUGUACUCCUUGUUUUAUCAUAACAAGGGGGGAGGCAAAAAUGGAUGGGAAUAAUUUCAGCAGAAGCAUAAGCAGGAGCAUAAGCAGGUCAAGUUGGAAAAUGGAGGAAGUGUUUGCGAGUGGAAGGUAUUCUCGCAGGACUUCACAUGUGGAUGAGGAUGAGGAGGCUCUCAAAUGGGCUGCCAUAGAGAAACUUCCCACCUAUGAUAGGCUAAGAACAAGUAUCAUCCAAACCUUUGCCGAGGGCGAUCAAGCCGGUGUGCACAAGGAAAUCGAUGUUCGGAAGUUAGAUGUGAAUGAUAGGCAACAAAUCAUUGACAAGAUUUUCAAGGUUGCUGAAGAAGAUAAUGAAAAGUUCCUCAAGAAGUUCAGAAACAGAAUUGACAAGGUUGGAAUUCGACUUCCAACAGUAGAAGUGAGGUUCCAAAAUUUGACUGUUGAGGCAGAUUCCUAUGUCGGCAGCAGAGCUCUACCAACCCUACCAAAUGUUGCACUGAACCUUCUUGAAUCAGCUCUUGGCAUUUUUGGCAUUAGUACAGCUAAGAGAACAAAGCUCACAAUUCUUAAGAAUACCUCUGGCAUUGUUAAACCAUCAAGGAUGGCCCUUCUACUAGGACCCCCGUCUUCAGGGAAAACGACCCUUUUGUUGGCAUUGGCUGGAAAAUUGGACUCCGAAUUGAGGGUAAAAGGAGAAAUCACAUACAAUGGACAUAAACUUAAUGAGUUUGAGCCUAGAAAAACUUCAGCAUACAUUAGCCAAAAUGAUGUUCAUGUUGGAGAAAUGACUGUAAAAGAAACACUGGAUUUCUCAGCUAGAUGUCAAGGAGUUGGGACUCGAUAUGACCUAUUAACCGAGCUUGCUAGAAGGGAGAAGGAAGCCGGCAUAUUCCCAGAGGCAGAUGUUGACCUUUUCAUGAAGGCAACUGCUAUGGAAGGGACAGAAAGCAGUCUCAUUACCGACUACACACUCAAAAUAUUGGGGCUUGAUAUUUGUAAGGAUACCAUAGUGGGUGAUGAAAUGCACAGAGGGGUAUCCGGUGGCCAAAAGAAGCGUGUCACUACAGGAGAGAUGAUUGUAGGGCCCACAAAAACACUAUUCAUGGAUGAAAUAUCAACGGGUCUUGAUAGCUCAACAACAUAUCAGAUUGUGAAGUGCUUGCAGCAGAUUGUGCACCUUAAUGAAGGAACUAUCUUAAUGUCCCUUCUCCAACCUGCUCCUGAGACCUUCAAUCUCUUUGAUGACAUCAUCCUCAUAUCAGAGGGCCAGAUUGUGUAUCAAGGCCCUCGUGAGCACAUUGUGGAAUUCUUUGAAUCCUGUGGGUUCCGCUGUCCCGAAAGAAAGGGAACCGCUGAUUUCUUGCAAGAGGUUACCUCAAGGAAGGACCAAGAGCAGUAUUGGGCAGACAAAAACAUGCCAUACCGUUAUGUUACAGUGACUGAAUUUGCAAACAAGUUCAAGAGAUUCCAUGUUGGAAUAAGGCUUGAGAGCGAGUUGUCUGUGGCAUUUGACAAGUCAAGUGCACACAAAGCAGCUCUUGUAUAUAGUAAAAACUCUGUGCCAACAAUGGACCUUUUCAAAGCAUGUUGGGACAAGGAGUGGCUUCUGAUCAAGAGGAACUCCUUCGUCUACAUAUUCAAGACAGCCCAAAUAAUCUUCAUUGCCUUCAUAGCCGCGACACUGUUCUUGAGGACUGAAAUGCACCGGAAAAAUGAAGAUGAUGCUGCACUCUACAUUGGUGCAAUUUUGUUCACCAUGAUCAUGAACAUGUUCAAUGGUUUUGCUGAGCUAGCACUCACAAUUGGAAGGCUUCCCGUGUUUUACAAGCACAGAGACCACCUUUUCCACCCUGCUUGGACUUACACCCUCCCCAAUUUCUUGUUGCGUAUUCCCAUUUCUGUGUUUGAGUCUCUUGUUUGGGUUGGUGUCACCUACUACAUCAUAGGAUUUGCUCCUGAUGCCAGCAGGUUCUUCAAGCAAUUGUUGUUGGUGUUUCUGAUCCAACAAAUGGCAGCUGGGAUGUUUAGGGUCAUUUCUGGAGUGUGCAGGACAAUGAUUAUAGCUAACACUGGAGGAGCCCUCAUGCUCCUUCUUGUUUUCCUACUUGGAGGCUUCAUCCUUCCAAAACGUGAAAUUCCUGAUUGGUGGGUGUGGGCUUACUGGGUGUCACCAUUGACAUACGGCUUUAAUGCCUUGUCUGUGAAUGAAAUGUUAGCUCCAAGGUGGAUGCAUCCACAGACUUCUUCUGAUAAAAAUACCACAUUGGGUCUAUCAGUACUAAGGAACUUUGAUGUUUAUGCUAAAAAAGAUUGGUACUGGAUUGGAGCUGCUGCUCUUCUUGGUUUCACAGUUCUGUACAACGUUCUCUUCACCCUUGCGCUUAUGUACCUUAACCCUCUUGGAAAGAAACAAGCAAUUAUUUCUGAGGAAGAUGCAAGUGAAAUGGAGUCUGGAGGAGACACCAAUGAAGAACCCAGACUUGUAAGGCCCCCAUCAAACAGAGAAUCAAUGCUUCGAUCAUUAUCUACUGCUGAUGGAAACAAUUCAAGAGAAGUGGCAAUGCAGCGAAUGGGUAGCCAAGCUACCAGUGGAUUAAGAAAAGUUGAGUCGGCAAACGAUUCAGCUACUGGAGUUGCCCCCAAAAAAGGAAUGAUUUUACCUUUCCAACCACUUGCAAUGUCCUUUGACACUGUUAAUUACUACGUCGACAUGCCUGCAGAAAUGAGAGAUCAAGGAGUGACAGAAGAUAGGCUACAACUGCUUAGGGGAGUAACUAGCUCCUUUAGGCCUGGAGUCCUAACUGCACUAAUGGGAGUUAGUGGCGCUGGGAAGACAACUUUAAUGGAUGUUUUAGCAGGAAGAAAGACGGGUGGCUACAUUGAAGGAGAUAUUAGAAUCUCGGGGUUCCCUAAGAACCAAGAAACCUUUGCAAGAGUCUCUGGUUACUGUGAACAAACUGAUAUUCAUUCACCCCAAGUUACUAUUAGAGAAUCUUUGCUUUACUCAGCCUUCCUCCGGUUACCAAAAGAAGUUAGCAAGGAGGAAAAAAUACAAUUUGUGGACCAAGUGAUGGAUUUGGUAGAGUUAGAUAAUCUCAAGGAUGCUAUAGUGGGGCUUCCAGGAGUUACUGGGUUGUCAACCGAACAACGAAAGAGGCUGACCAUCGCUGUUGAGCUUGUUGCUAAUCCUUCAAUUAUUUUCAUGGAUGAACCCACUUCUGGUCUUGAUGCAAGAGCAGCAGCUAUUGUUAUGAGGACUGUGAGAAACACUGUGGACACUGGAAGAACAGUUGUCUGCACAAUUCACCAGCCUAGCAUUGAUAUCUUUGAAGCCUUUGAUGAGCUUUUGUUGAUGAAAAGAGGAGGACAAGUGAUCUACUCAGGACCAUUAGGCCGAAAUUCCCACAAGAUUACGGAAUACUUUGAGGCAAUUCCAGGGGUCCCAAAAAUUAAAGAGAUGUACAACCCAGCAACAUGGAUGCUAGAAGUGAGUUCUGUAGCAGCUGAAGUUCGUCUUGGAAUGGACUUUGCUGAAUACUACAAAACAUCAUCUUUAUUCCAGCGAAACAAAGCUCUUGUAAAGGAGUUAAGCACACCCCCGCCUGGAGCUACUGAUUUGUAUUUCCCCACCAAGUAUUCUCAAUCCACAUUGGGGCAAUUUAAAUCCUGUUUUUGGAAGCAGUGGCUGACAUACUGGAGGAGUCCAGAUUAUAAUCUCGUCAGAUAUUUUUUCACCUUGGCUUGUGCCCUCAUGAUAGGGACAGUAUUUUGGAGAAUUGGCAAAAACAGGGAGAGCUCAGCUGAUCUGACAAUGAUUAUAGGAGCAAUGUAUGCUGCUGUUAUUUUUGUUGGGAUUAACAAUUGUCAAACUGUUCAACCAAUUGUAGCCGUUGAAAGAACAGUGUUCUAUCGAGAAAGAGCUGCUGGAAUGUAUGCUCCUUUGCCUUAUGCCUUAGCACAGGUCUUUUGCGAAAUACCAUAUGUGUUUUUCCAAACUGUUUAUUACUCACUCAUAGUGUAUGCAAUGGUGAGCUUUGAAUGGAAAGUGGAGAAGUUCUUUUGGUUCUUCUUUGUCAGCUUCUUCUCUUUCUUGUACUUCACAUAUUAUGGAAUGAUGACUGUGUCCAUCACACCAAACCACCAAGUGGCAUCAAUCUUUGCAGCAGCAUUCUAUGGACUCUUUAAUCUCUUCUCUGGUUUCUUUAUCCCAAGACCGAAAAUUCCUAAAUGGUGGGUGUGGUAUUACUGGAUUUGUCCAGUGGCAUGGACAGUGUAUGGAUUAAUUGUCUCUCAAUAUAGAGAUAUAGAGGACCCACUUUUUGUGCCUGGGAGUACUACUCAAAAUUUCACUGUCAAAGGAUAUAUUGAAGACCACUACGGGUUCAAAUCCGACUUCAUGGGUCCAGUUGCUGCAGUUUUGGUAGCUUUCACUGUCUUUUUUGCCUUUGUAUUUUCCUUCUGCAUCAAGGCACUGAACUUCCAAACAAGAUAAAAGAACUUCAUCAAUGUUGGAAGUACAAGUUAUGCUACGGCAUGUUGUAACGGUCUAAAUGACCUGUGAAUGUAAAUAACUGAGGCUGGAGUUAAUGCUCAAGAUUUAUUAUGCAACAUUAUAAGCUUAAUAGAUGACCACGAUAGUUUUGCUAGCAGAGGGUUCUUAAGCAAGUGUAAAUCUAUAUCAAUUGUACUGUUAUUAGUUUGAUUUGCUACCUAGAAGAAGUUAGAUGUUUCUUAUGGUCAAUUCUUGCAACAACAUUGUUUGUUAUAAAUAGCAGCUUAUUCUUUUACAUUAACUUUC